This is a messenger RNA of Erinaceus europaeus (western European hedgehog), 1790 nucleotides long. It is a transcript of the gene BCKDK, whose product is annotated as branched chain keto acid dehydrogenase kinase. Bases 259 to 1494 code for a protein of 411 amino acids. The record is from RefSeq and is a predicted model, not a curated record. The transcript is spliced from 12 exons. NCBI's taxonomy places the organism in Eukaryota, Metazoa, Chordata, Mammalia, Eulipotyphla, Erinaceidae. Gene Ontology annotation, molecular function: pyruvate dehydrogenase (acetyl-transferring) kinase activity. Gene Ontology annotation, biological process: regulation of glucose metabolic process; protein phosphorylation. Gene Ontology annotation, cellular component: mitochondrion.
GGAGGCACCGGGCACCCACAGUCCACGUGACGUCACGGCGGCAGAGGGCGCAGCGGCUGGGCUCCGCGGCUGGGCUCCGCGGCCUGCUGACCGUUCUGGCCGUCGCGCUCGGACCCCGGCCCGGCCUCUGGCCCCGCGAUGGGAGCUGCUCCCGGGGACUGAGCUGGGCCGCAGCCGCCGGGAGCCCCCGCCCCGCCGCCUGCGCCCGCUUGGGGGCCGCCCGGCCUGUGCGCCCCGUCGCGGCCGCGGAGCAGCAGCAUGAUCCUGGCGUCGGUGCUGGGCAGCCCCCGGGCGGGGCCCCCACUCCGGCCCCUGCUGGGCCCCGCGCUCGCACUCCGAGCCCGCUCCACCUCCGCCACCGACACGCACCACGUGGAGCUGGCGCGGGAACGCUCCAAGACCGUCACCUCCUUCUACAACCAGUCGGCCAUCGACGCGGCGGCCGAGAAGCCCUCCGUCCGCCUCACUCCGACCAUGAUGCUGUAUUCCGGCCGCUCUCAGGACGGCAGCCACCUCCUGAAAAGUGGCCGCUACCUGCAGCAGGAGCUGCCGGUGCGGAUCGCUCACCGCAUCAAGGGCUUCCGCAGCCUGCCCUUCAUCAUCGGCUGCAACCCCACCAUUCUGCACGUGCACGAACUGUACAUCCGAGCCUUCCAGAAGCUGACAGACUUUCCUCCGAUUAAGGACCAGGCGGACGAGGCCCAGUACUGCCAGCUAGUGCGACAGCUGCUGGAUGACCACAAGGACGUGGUGACUCUCCUAGCCGAGGGGCUCCGGGAGAGCCGGAAGCACAUAGAGGAUGAGAAGCUUGUCCGCUACUUCUUGGAUAAGACGUUGACCUCACGGCUUGGGAUCCGCAUGUUGGCCACACACCAUCUGGCUCUGCAUGAAGACAAGCCUGACUUCGUGGGCAUCAUCUGCACUCGCCUCUCACCAAAGAAGAUCAUUGAGAAAUGGGUGGACUUUGCCAGACGCCUGUGUGAGCACAAGUAUGGCAAUGCCCCCCGAGUCCGCAUCAAUGGCCAUGUGGCCGCCCGCUUCCCCUUCAUCCCCAUGCCACUAGACUACAUCCUGCCCGAGCUGCUCAAGAACGCCAUGAGAGCCACGAUGGAGAGUCACCUAGACACUCCGUACAACGUCCCGGAUGUGGUCAUCACAAUCGCCAACAAUGACAUCGAUCUGGUCAUCAGGAUUUCUGACCGGGGCGGGGGGAUCGCCCACAAGGACCUGGACCGAGUGAUGGAUUACCACUUCACCACAGCGGAGGCCAGCACGCAGGACCCCCGCAUCAGCCCCCUCUUCGGCCACCUGGACAUGCACAGUGAUGGCCAGUCAGGCCCCAUGCAUGGGUUUGGCUUUGGGCUGCCCACAUCCCGGGCAUACGCCGAGUACCUGGGCGGGUCCCUCGGGCUGCAGUCCCUGCAGGGCAUCGGCACGGACGUCUACCUUCGGCUGCGCCACAUCGACGGCCGUGAGGAGAGCUUCCGCAUCUGAGCAUCUGACUCCACAUCCUGGGCCUGACUGCCUGCCCGCACUCCCCGCUAGGACCUUCUGGGGCCACCUUGCUCCACACGCUGCUGCAUCUUGGGUCUCUGGGCCCCUGACAGAUGAAUAGACAUGGAGCUGGGCACCCCCUACCCUCAGCAGGGCUCCCUGCUUCCCUGCCUCUGGGCCUCGCAGGGGAGGCAGGGGGGCGGUCCUGAGGGCCUCCAGCACCAGCUCCGUCAUUUGCGUUCCUGGGGAACCCUGACUGACCUGCUGUGUUAUUAAAGUUCACAUUUCGAAUUGCC